Messenger RNA from Sesamum indicum (sesame), 1703 nucleotides. RefSeq names its product transcription factor TGA2.3. Gene Ontology annotation, molecular function: sequence-specific DNA binding; DNA-binding transcription factor activity. The record is from RefSeq and is a predicted model, not a curated record. Gene Ontology annotation, biological process: DNA-templated transcription; regulation of DNA-templated transcription. Lineage: Eukaryota; Viridiplantae; Streptophyta; Magnoliopsida; Lamiales; Pedaliaceae.
AAAGCCCAGAAGACCUGGUAAACGUCAAUGAAACCUCUAACCCCUAAAAUCAAAGAGAAAUUAAGGGGAACGCAGUAGACCCCAAGUCAAAAAUUGGGUGGUAAUUUCUUUCACACCACGCUACUGAUUCUCUUCUUGUCACUCUCUACUAUAUCUCUCUUUCCCAGUUAAAGAACUCAUCUUUAUCAAAGGACUUGGAAUUUCGGUGGCCCGUACGAGGAAAAAAGAGAGUGAUUCGGUGGAGCUUGGACUUGUUCUCAGUGAAAUUCUGUUCUGAUACACUCCUCUAUUGUAAAUAUUGAAUGGGAGUAUUUGUUUCAGUGUGAAAUAUUAAUAUAGGAUAGAGCAGAGUGUCCAAAAUGGCAGAUGCCAGUCCCAGGACAGAUACUUCGACUGAUGCUGACACUGAAGAUAAGAAUUUGAGGUUUAAGAACAAUCAGCUGCAGACUAUAGCUACUUCUGAUGGCAGUGACAAGUCCAGAGAUCAAAAGACUCUGCGUAGGCUUGCACAAAAUCGUGAAGCUGCAAGAAAAAGCCGCUUGAGAAAAAAAGCUUAUGUUCAGCAGCUGGAGAGCAGCAGAAUGAAAUUGACACAACUUGAGCAAGAGCUACAACGAGCAAGGCAGCAGGGGAUAUUUGUUUCAAGUUCAGGAGAUCAAUCACAAUCAGCCAGUGGAAAUGGUGCUUUGGCCUUCGAUGUUGAAUAUGCACGGUGGCUGGAGGAGCACAACCGGCGGAUUAAUGAACUCAGAGGUGCUGUCAAUUCACAUGCUGGUGAUGGUGAACUUCGCAUAAUAGUGGAGGGCAUUGUUGCACACUGGGAUGACAUUUUUAGGAUAAAAGGGGAAGCUGCAAAAGCCGAUGUCUUUCACAUUUUGUCAGGCAUGUGGAAGACGCCUGCCGAAAGGUGCUUCCUCUGGCUUGGCGGAUUUCGUUCGUCUGAACUUCUUAAGCUUCUUAUCAGUCAGUUGGAGCCACUGACGGAGCAGCAGGUAUUGGCCAUAAACAACUUGCAACAGUCGUCACAACAAGCUGAAGAUGCCCUGUCACAGGGAAUGGAAGCGCUGCAGCAGUCCUUGGCCGAGACGUUAGCUGGUUCUCUUUCCUCCUCAGGUUCCUCCGGAAAUGUUGCCAACUACAUGGGCCAAAUGGCAAUGGCUAUGGGGAAGUUGGGAACGCUUGAGGGCUUCAUUCGUCAGGCUGAUAAUUUGCGGCAGCAGACUCUCCAACAAAUGCACCGUAUCUUAACAACACGCCAAUCUGCUCGUGCGCUCCUUGCCAUCAGCGACUACUUUUCUCGGCUUAGGGCCCUUAGCUCCCUGUGGCUCGCCCGCCCUCGGGAGUAACAUCUCUCAAUGAUUCUUGUAUUUGUUGGAAGAUGCAGGUAAAUCCUCAGCAGUCCCAGGACCGUGAGCCCCUUAUAAUGACAAGACUCGGAGCCCCAAAAUCUUCUAAGAAAGACGCAUAUUCUAUUGAUGCAAACCGAGUUUGUCGAUUUGGUGGAACGAUUUUUAGAACCGUCACAGGUGCAGUGAUCUUCCAUCAAUUGUAACGUUGCUAAGCUGCUAACUGAUGUAGAGAAUACUUGUACUGGUUCGCAUGUUGUACAACUCAUAGUUUCCAGUUAGUUGUAAGUGAUUGUUGUCUGACGAUGUAGCUUAAUUAAUAGAAAUAGCCCCCGCACCCCCCUGUGAUUGCCAAAA